Molecule: messenger RNA, 1479 nt
Organism: Polistes dominula (European paper wasp)
Lineage: Eukaryota; Metazoa; Arthropoda; Insecta; Hymenoptera; Vespidae
Product: protein lethal(2)essential for life
Biological process (GO): protein refolding; response to heat
Cellular component (GO): nucleus; cytoplasm
Source: RefSeq, a predicted model, not a curated record
CGGAGUCGUAUGCCGCAGUUAGUUCAAGUUCGAAAAGCGAUCAGAUUACUUCGAGAUAUACGAAGAAUUCAUCUUGCUAUAUAAGUUGAGUAUUUACCAAGUUGAUUUUACUAAGUGAAACGAUUAAAUACAAGUGUGUGAAUAAUUUAUUGAGAUUGACGGAAGACGAAUAACCGAUUUCAAAGACUCUCUGCAAACAAAUAAACAAACAAACAGAGCAGUAAAAAGAAAUAGACAAUUAAGAAAAAAAUGGCAUUGGUACCAAGAGAUUUUUUCCGUAACUGGUGGCAAGACUUGGACCGUUAUCAUCGUGAAAUGGACGAACAUUUUCAACGUAUAGCAAAUCGAGAUGGUUUCAUGAAACCACCAUCAUUGACUUCGUUCAAAGAUUUUUUCACACCUAUGCGAAAUACUUGGAAGGAAAUAGAAGAACAAGUUGGAGGUUCGGCGAGUAUUGAACAGGAUCAAGACAAUUAUCGUGUCAUCGUUGAUGUUCAACAAUUUGCACCAGAAGAAAUAACAGUUAGAACCGAUAAUCAAUGUAUUACCGUUGAGGGUAAACAUGAGGAAAGAAAAGAUCAACACGGUUACAUUUCGCGACAUUUCGUACGCCGAUAUCAAUUACCUAAAGGUUACGAUAUUGGUCAUGUUAAACCAAGCUUGUCUUCUGAUGGUAUUUUAAGUAUAACAGCGCCAAGACUUGUUUUACCUGCUCCUGGAGAAAGAAUUGUUCCUAUCGAACGUCAAAACAGACCAGCCAUCAAAGGCGUUUGAAGUAACAAACAAACAAACAAACAAUACAAACUACCAAAUAUAUAUCAAACCCUAAUUAUUAAGGUUUUUUCCUUUUUUUUUUUUUUUAAUAUUAUCAAUAAUAUCAGCUGAUUAAUAUUAGCGAAGUUAAUUAAUUAAUGAUUACUUAAUUUCACUUUUUCUGUUCUCUUUGUCUCAUUCACUUUUACGUAUUUUCAUUAAUUUAUAAAUUGAAAAAUUAUUCCUAACAAAAAUUUGCGGAUAUUUUUCUCUCACCAUUUGAAAAUCAAAAGUAUGUUUGUAAGUUCCUGUACUAUUUUUCUUUUUACUGAUUAUUGAUUCACACUUUACAGUCACCAAUAAUUGUAUUUAAUUCGAAUGUCAUUAAAUUAAUUUUCUUUUUUUUUUAUUCUCGAGAGUAAAGUGUUUUAAUAAUAAUAAUAAUGCGUUACACAGAUAAUAUAUAGGUACCGUUCUGCGAAUCAUUGUUAUGGGAUAAUUGAAAUCAAUUUUAUGUGUGUAUAUAUAUAUAUGUCUCAUUAAAAUGACUUCAUACUUAAUUUAAAAGUAAGCUUUUGAUUCUGUCGAUAAAACCGAAUGCAUAACACACACACUUUGCGUAACAGUACCAUUAAAGAACAAAAUAUUUCGAAUCUUUUGCAUGCAUACAUAUAAACAGACAUUAUUAUAUUUAAAAAUAUAAAGGGUGUCGCAAAAAUUACUUUA